AUGACUACCAAUUUUCUGCGAAAUCGAUACCCGACGCGCAGUAUCCCCUUUGAUAAGUCACCAUACCAAGUCUGGACUGGAAGGAAGCCGGUGUUGGCAAACCUAAAAGUAUUUGAUUGUCAUGCUUUUGUGACGGUUCCAAAAGAAAAGCGAAGCAAACUCGAUGCACGCGCUAAACUUUGUCGAUUUGUUGGCUAUUCCGAGCAUGAAAAGGCUUGUCGGUUUGAAGAUGUCAAAACUGGUCGCAUUUGUAUCAGUCGCGACACCAAAUUUCUCGAAAAUGUCUUUGAUAGUGGCAGUCAAGAUUACUUUCAAGAUCAAGUUGCUGAUGAUGUUGAGUCAACUACAGAUGAAGAAGUGCUGUCAGAUGCUGUUGGCCAAGACGAGGCUACGAUGAUACAUACAUGA
This is a messenger RNA of Plasmopara halstedii, 408 nucleotides long. RefSeq names its product retrovirus-related pol polyprotein from transposon tnt 1-94. The transcript has a single exon. The coding region runs from base 1 to 408 and encodes 135 amino acids. The record is from RefSeq and is a predicted model, not a curated record. Lineage: Eukaryota; Oomycota; Peronosporomycetes; Peronosporales; Peronosporaceae.